AUGCUGUUCUCGAAACCGGUGAACCGCCUGAAUGGCGUGCUCACAUUUAUCCUCUCAAUCAAAAGCACACUCGCCGGACCUUGUGACAUCUAUUCUUCAGGCGGAACUCCAUGCGUCGCUGCACACAGCACCACUCGCGCCCUUUACGACGCAUACACCGGGGCCCUCUAUCAAGUAUCCCGUGGCUCUGAUGGCGCGACAACCGACAUCUCACCCCUAUCCACCGGCGGUGUCGCUAAUGCCGCUGCGCAAGAUACAUUCUGCGCCAGUACAACGUGCCUGAUCACAAUUAUCUACGACCAGUCCGGUAGCGGUAAUCAUCUUACCCAGGCACCCCCUGGAGGCGCAGCCACUGGUCCAGAAGCCAAUGGCUAUGACUAUCUGGCUAGCGCCAUUGGUGCGCCGGUGAUGCUGAAUGGUGAAAAGGCGUAUGGAGUUUUUAUUUCACCCAAAACCGGUUAUCGUAACGAUGCUACUAGUGGUAUAGCCACCGGUGACGAGCCUGAAGGCUUGUACGCCGUAUUGGAUGGCACUCAUUACAAUACCGUUUGCUGUUUUGACUAUGGCAACGCCGAAGUGAGUAACACCGAUACAGGAAAUGGCCAUAUGGAGGCUAUCUACUUUGGAGCAGAUACCAAAAGUGGCAGCGGCGGCGGCACCGGUCCCUGGAUUAUGGCUGAUCUCGAAAAUGGUCUCUUUUCUGGUUACGCAGCUGGUAACAACGAUGCUGAUGUGACAAUGUCUUCCCGAUUUGUUACAGCAACGCUCAAAGGCGAGCCAGACCAGUGGGAAAUGCGUGGUGGAGAUGCUACAUCUGGGUCAUUGACAACUUUGUACAGCGGCAUACGUCCGACUGGUGGGUAUAACCCGAUGAGUAAAGAGGGWGCCCUUAUUCUCGGGAUUGGCGGUGAUAACAGCAAUGCCGCUCAGGGCACGUUUUAUGAAGGUGUCAUGACGAGUGGAUAUCCAUCUAAUGCCACUGAGGAUUCUGUAMAAGCCAAUAUCGUUGCCGCGGGCUAUGCGGUCACCUCCUUGGUUAGUGGUCCAGGGUUGACUGUUGGUUCCUCGAUCUCGCUUAGAGCAACAACUGCAUGCUGUACGACAAAGUAUAUUACCCAUUCCGGUUCGACUGUAGAACUCCAAGUUGUGAAUUCGUCUAGUUCUACUGCUCUUCAACAGCAAGCUAGUUGGACUGUUCGCAUCGGUCUUGGUAACAGUGGCUGUUACUCCUUCGAGUCCGUCGAUACUCCUGGCAGCUAUAUCCGCCACUCCAGCAAUCAACUCCUUCUCAAUGCCAAUGAUGGCACCAAACUGUUCAGUGAGGAUGCCACAUUCUGUCCCAUGGCUGGUCUCAACGGCCAGGGCAAUUCUAUACGAUCAUGGAGCUAUCCAGCUCGCUUUUGGCGCCAUUACAGUGGAAUCCUCUAUAUUGCGGCCAACGGCGGCCCCAAUACUUUUGACAGUACCACGUUAUACAAUGAUGAUGUGAGCUUUGUGAUUAGCGCUGGAUUUGCUUAA
Messenger RNA from Talaromyces amestolkiae, 1518 nucleotides. RefSeq lists its product as uncharacterized. NCBI's taxonomy places the organism in Eukaryota, Fungi, Ascomycota, Eurotiomycetes, Eurotiales, Trichocomaceae. Gene Ontology annotation, molecular function: alpha-L-arabinofuranosidase activity. Gene Ontology annotation, biological process: L-arabinose metabolic process; pectin catabolic process; arabinan metabolic process. Bases 1 to 1518 code for a protein of 505 amino acids. The record is from RefSeq and is a predicted model, not a curated record. The transcript has a single exon.